AUGUUCUCCAAACUGGUAGCUCUUUGCGCCGUAGUAGCGGUGGCCUCAGCCGGACUCCUGCCGGCCCCUGUACACUACUCUUCCGCGUCUGCCGUCUCCUCUCAGAGCAUUGUACGCCACGACGAACAUGCUACUCCCGUCGCCAAGAUAGCCCUCGCAGCCCCAGUCGCGUACCACGCUGCCCCCGCCACCGUGGCUUACCAUGCUGCCCCCGCCGCAGUUGCCUACCACGCUGCCCCCGCGGCCGUCACUUACCACGCAGCCCCUGCUCCCGUCGCCUACCACGCCGCUCCUGCUUCCAUCGCCUACCACGCCGCUCCCAUCGCUAAAGUGAUCGCCCAGCCCGAGGAAAUCGCUUACCCCAAAUACGAGUACAAUUACUCUGUUGCUGACGGACACACCGGUGACAACAAGCAACAACAAGAAUCUCGUGAUGGUGAUGUCGUGAAGGGAUCAUACUCCUUCCACGAAGCCGAUGGCUCUAUCAGAACUGUGGAAUACUCCGCUGACGACCACAGCGGUUUCAACGCCGUAGUACACAACACAGCUCCCACCGCUGCCCCUGCUUACAUUAAGGCUGCUCCCGUCGUUGUCAAGACCCCCGUCUACGCCGCCCCAGCUCUCCAGUACUACCACCAUUAAGUAUUAUAUACUUCAACGCUACUAUUUAUACCAAAUUAUACUAAAGUAUUUCAAUAAAUAUAUGUGAAUAACAUAUAUGAAUAUCAAAA
Vanessa atalanta (red admiral) is the source of this 731-nucleotide messenger RNA. Its product is annotated as cuticle protein 8-like. The coding region runs from base 1 to 642 and encodes 213 amino acids. NCBI's taxonomy places the organism in Eukaryota, Metazoa, Arthropoda, Insecta, Lepidoptera, Nymphalidae. The record is from RefSeq and is a predicted model, not a curated record. The transcript is spliced from 3 exons. Gene Ontology annotation, cellular component: extracellular matrix.